Anthostomella pinea is the source of this 1581-nucleotide messenger RNA. The record is from the annotation of a GenBank genome assembly. NCBI's taxonomy places the organism in Eukaryota, Fungi, Ascomycota, Sordariomycetes, Xylariales, Xylariaceae.
AUGCGGAAAGAAGACGUCGACCACUCGCUGUACCUGGUGACGGACUCGACGCCGGCCAUCCUCGGCGACAAGGACAUCUGCGCCGUGGUCGAGGCCGCGCUCCGGGGCGGCGUCACCUGCGUGCAGUACCGGGACAAGACCAGCGACACGGGCGCGCUCGUCGCGACGGCCCGCAGGCUGCACGCCAUCACGCAGAGGCACGACGUCCCGCUGCUGAUCAAUGACCGUAUUGAUGUUGCGCUCGCGAUUGGCUGCGAGGGCGUGCAUAUUGGACAGGAUGACCUUGACCUGUCCUCUGCGAGGAAACUGCUCGGUCCGGACGCCAUCAUCGGCGUCACGGUGAGCAAUGCCGAGGAGACGGACGUGGCCUGCAAGGGCGGCGCCGACUAUCUGGGCAUCGGGACCGUGUUCGCCACACCCACCAAGGAGAACACAAAGAGCAUCAUCGGCGUCGACGGCCUGCAGCAGAUCCUGCUGCAGAUCGCCGACGAACCGAUCAAGACGGUCUGCAUCGGCGGCAUCAACGCCUCCAACGCGUCGCGCGUGAUGUGGCAGAGCGAGGCGCCUGGCGGCAAGGGCAAGGCCCUCGAUGGCGUCGCCGUCGUAAGCGCAAUCAUGGCAGCCCCGGACCCGGAGGAGGCCUCGUGGGAUCUACUCCGGCUCGUGAGAUCGCCGCCCGCCUUUGCGAGGGCCGCGGUGACGGCGGAGCAGCAGGCGCGGUCGCCGGAGGACCUGCUCGCCCUGGUGCCGGAGGUGGUGAGGGCCGUCGAUGCGAAGAAGCCGCUCUCGCACAACAUGACCAACCUCGUGGUGCAGAACUUCGCGGCCAAUGUCGCGCUGAGCGUUGGCGCGAGCCCUAUCAUGGCGAAUUAUGGCGAGGAGGCGCGGGACCUGGCGAUGCUGGGAGGAGCGCUCGUGCUCAAUAUGGGGACGGUGACGCCUAAGGGGUUGGAGAAUUAUUUGAAGGCGUUGAGGGCGUACAAUGAGGCGGGACGGCCUGUGGUUUUUGAUCCUGUUGGGGCCGGAGCAACAGCCGUCCGACGAGCCGCGACAAAGACCAUCCUCGGCAGCGGCUACAUCGACGUCCUGAAGGGCAACCAAUCCGAGAUCCUGUCCUGCAUCCCCGGCGGCGCCGAGGUGCAGCAGCGCGGCGUCGACAGCAGCGCGCCCGGGAACGACGCGGACCGGCAGAAGCUAGGGUCCGCGAUCCGGGAGCUCGCCGUCCGGCGCCGCAACGUCGUCGUCAUGACGGGCAAGACAGACUACAUCACGGCCGGACGCGCCGUCUUCACUGUCGACAACGGCCACGCGUACCUCGGCAUGGUCACGGGCACGGGCUGUUGCUUGGGGACUACCGUCUCGGCCAUGGUCGCCGCGUAUCCGGACGACAAGCUGGCGGCCGUGGUCGCGGGGCUGUUGCUGUAUAGUAUCGCGGCUGAGGUCGCGGCGGAGCGGGAGGACGUCAAGGGGCCUGGCACGUUCGUGCCGGCCUUUAUUGAUGAGCUGUUCAAUCUAAGGAAGGCUACGGCUAAGGGGGAUUUGGGGUGGUUGGAGAGGGCGAGGCUUGGUGUGCUGCCUUGA